AUGUGCAACAAAAUGUCAGACGUGCGUCUUUCCAACGCAAGUCCGCCGCUGGAAAGGGUCGACCCGCGGCAGCAGGACCGCGUCCGACUCCCGGUGUGCAGGAACCUUUUCGGCACACCUGACCCGGCGGAGAUACUAGCUAGCGUAACGGCCAACUCCGAGGAUAACGCACGCUCCUUCGCGGAACGUUAUAACUUCGAUUUACUCAACGACGAGGCGCUCCCGGGUGUUUUCGAGUGGACGGAAGACCGGGACGCGCCGGAGUUUUACUCCCGACCGCCGCACAGGAAGCCGGAGCCGAGGAGGGACGAUUCCGGGGAGUCGCAACGGAGCCAAAACAGAGACUCUUCGAAGAAAAGACCGUCGGAUUCUACAGGUUCGCCGAGCGAGUUCCCGGCGAAGAGGUCGCAUUCCCGGGGAGACGACGACGACGAGCCGCCCCGAGACUCUGGAGCUCCGGUCCAAUAG
Molecule: messenger RNA, 468 nt
Organism: Nerophis lumbriciformis (worm pipefish)
Lineage: Eukaryota; Metazoa; Chordata; Actinopteri; Syngnathiformes; Syngnathidae
Source: RefSeq, a predicted model, not a curated record